Molecule: messenger RNA, 429 nt
Organism: Strongylus vulgaris
Lineage: Eukaryota; Metazoa; Nematoda; Chromadorea; Rhabditida; Strongylidae
Source: the annotation of a GenBank genome assembly
GGAGAGCGUAACUUCAACGCUUUCUACGAACUCUGCGCCGGUAUGUCGUCUGAUGCAAAAGCCAAUUAUGGGAUCCGAGAUCAGCAGAAGUUUUUCUACCUUACUCAGGGCAAGGUCGCUGAGACUGUUCGCGAUGACGCCGCAAAUUUCACCAGGCUCGACACAUCGCUAGAGAUUGUGGGAUUUUCGGAGGAGCAGCGACAGAUCAUCUACAAGACUCUUGCUACUAUUCUGCAUCUGGGAAACAUGUAUUUUAGGCAACGACGGCGUUAUAAUAACAACGGUUUGGAGCAGCUGCUUAUCAACAGCGUCAACGAGAAGCUAGAAAACGUGUUUGUGAAGCAAACCUUUCUGGAUGAGAUGGCUGAUUACGUCAAUGAGGGAUUGACAUUUGAUUGGAAGGCUGUUUCGUUCAAACUCCAGGGCUAG